Messenger RNA from Coccidioides posadasii C735 delta SOWgp, 1132 nucleotides. RefSeq lists its product as uncharacterized. The record is from RefSeq and is a predicted model, not a curated record. Gene Ontology annotation, molecular function: molecular adaptor activity; protein binding. Gene Ontology annotation, biological process: post-translational protein targeting to endoplasmic reticulum membrane. Lineage: Eukaryota; Fungi; Ascomycota; Eurotiomycetes; Onygenales; Onygenaceae. Gene Ontology annotation, cellular component: membrane; TRC complex.
GCUAUUCUUUCAACUUGGAAUCCAGUCGCAGAGCUGCACCAAGUUUACAUUCCCUGUUUAAAAGAUGGCCCUCACAGAAUCAAAGAAAAAACUGGCCUUGGCCAUAAUAGAUUUUCUUAGCACAAGUGCCAAAGAUGGUACUCUCUCCGCCGAGGAUGCCGAGUCAAUGGAGAUUGCCCAGUCAUGCAUCGCCGACGCCUUCAAGGUCGACCCUUCAAACAAGGCCGCCACGCAGGACGCCCUAGGAGGCCAGUCGCUUUUGAGCAUUUAUACAGUGUAUGAAAAGCUUAAGGGCAAAGGCACUGCCGCUAAGCCUAGCAAAGAUGCCGGUAGUGAAUCAAAACCUGCUGCCUCUAAACCAACCCCAGGUGCGCCUACCGAGGAAUCGGAUAGAUUGAAGUCAGAGGGCAAUGCGGCAAUGGCUCGUAAAGACUAUAUUGGAGCCAUCUCCUUCUACACUAAAGCACUUGAAAUUGCCCCUGCAAACCCGAUUUAUCUGUCCAACCGUGCCGCUGCCUUCUCUGCUUCUGGAAACCAUGCAAGAGCCGUGGAAGACGCUGAGGUGGCUGUGGCUGCUGAUCCGAAAUACGUAAAGGCCUGGAGCAGGCUGGGCCUUGCCAAAUUUGCGCUUGGUGAUGCGAAAGGUGCCGCUGAAGCCUACGAGAAAGGCAUUGAAGCUGAGGGCAACGGUGGGAGCGAGGGUAUGAAAAAGGGCCUGGAGACCGCUAGGAAGCGGAUUGAAGAAAUGGAGAAGAAGGAUAAUGAGCCGCCUGCAGAAGAUGUUGAUGAUGCGGCCGGCUCCACACGCGGUGCUGGCGGCAUGCCUGACCUCUCGUCCCUUGCUAGCAUGCUCGGAGGUGGUGGGGCUGGCGGCGGUGCGGGCGGUGGCAUGCCUGACCUUAGCUCCAUAAUGAGCAAUCCGAUGUUUGCCAGCAUGGCACAGAAUAUUAUGAGCAAUCCGGACAUGUUAAACAACCUUAUGAGCAACCCACGCUUGAGACAGAUGGCUGAGAAUUUCGGUGGCGGUCAAGGUGGUCUUCCCGAUAUGUCGAGCCUGAUGAAUGAUCCGAACAUUGCUGAAAUGGCUCGCAAUCUCAUGGGUGGUGGAAGAGGUGCUGGAAGAGGGCAAUAA